UAUUACCUUGCCUUUUAAGCACCUACAUUUUCCAUUCUCAUUCUUCUCUUUCUUCCCCAUUCUUCUCUCUCUUUGAUCUAGACAACCAACUAGCAUGCUUGAAUGUCCAGAGACAGGGAAAGAUUUGAAGAAAUAGCGAAGAAGAUAAAGAGAGAGAGAGAGAAAACUGAUGCCUACUAUGAAAUGGGAAGGAGACAUAUAUUAACUCCUCCUGGAUUAAUUUUAAAUACGAUUACACCUUGUGCUGCUUGUAAGCUUCUGAGAAGAAGAUGUGCUGAAGAAUGUCCAUUCUCUCCAUAUUUCUCUCCGCAUGAACCUCAAAAAUUUGCUGCCGUUCACAAAGUCUUUGGUGCAAGCAAUGUCUCCAAGAUGUUAAUGGAGGUGCCUGAGAGCCAGAGAGCAGACACGGCAAAUAGUCUAGUUUAUGAAGCAAAUUUGAGGCUAAGAGAUCCUGUUUAUGGCUGUAUGGGUGCAAUUUCAGCUUUACAUCAACAAAUUCAAUCUUUACAGAUAGAACUUAAUUCACUAAGAGCUGAGAUUAUCAAAUACAAAUAUAGACAGGCCACUAAUAGUAAUAAUACCAUUACUUCUACUAAUGAUUCUGUUUUAGCUUCUGAGACUUUGUCAUCUAUUGUUGCACCGCCAUCACAACCGCCGCCGCCGCUCCCGCUGAUGCCUCCACCGCCUUCUGUUGUUGUUUCUUCACCAUCUUCAUCAUCUAUUUCAUCCUUAUACACACCACCAACUAGCUCAUCAACGGGAUACAGCUCCAAUAUUUCUAGUGUUAAUGUUCCAUAUUUUGAUUAGUUUAAUAAAUCAUUUCUAUGUUUUGCAUUGAUUUGGUAAUAAUUUACUAAUAUUGUUUACUAGAGCAGUGGAUUUAUAA
Messenger RNA from Jatropha curcas, 886 nucleotides. It is a transcript of the gene LBD13, whose product is annotated as LOB domain-containing protein 13. NCBI's taxonomy places the organism in Eukaryota, Viridiplantae, Streptophyta, Magnoliopsida, Malpighiales, Euphorbiaceae. The record is from RefSeq and is a predicted model, not a curated record.